GGAAAGUAACCGGGAGACAGGCUGACAGGUGUCGCGGAAGUUUACGCUCGCAUCCCUCCGCGUCUCUUGGUCAGUAUCUGGAAUAAGGAGGCUGUGACUGGCGGUCAUUCGGCUCCGGCUGAUCCCGUGGUUGUCCCAGCCUCGGCCCCCUGAGCACCGACACCUGCGAUUCUCCUCCUCCUCUUCCUCAUCCUCUUCCUCCCCCUCUUUGACCAGCAGCAGCUCAGCGUGGCGAGGCCAGGGACAAUGGGACGCAAGCUGGACCUGUCGGGCCUAACAGACGACGAGGCAGAGCAUGUGCUGAAAGUGGUUCAGCGUGACAUGAAGCUGCGGAAGAAGGAGGAGGAGAGGCUGAGUGAGAUGAAGCAGGAGCUCACGGAGGAAGGCAGCAGAUGCUCCAUCCUCUCCAAGCAGCAUCGUUUCAACGAGCACUGCUGCAUCCGCUGCUGCGCGCCCUUCACCUUCCUGUUCAACACCAAGCGCCAGUGCCUGGAUUGCCAGUACAACGUGUGCAAGACCUGCUGCACCUACAGCAAGAGGGAGCGAGCCUGGCUUUGCUCGGCGUGCCAGAAGGGCAGGGUUUUUAGGACGCAGUCGCUUGAAUGGUAUUACAACAACGUGAAGAGCCGCUUCAAGAGGUUCGGUAGCGCCAAGGUUCUGAAAACUCUGUACAGGAAGCACAUCAUCGAGAGAGGAGCGUUCUCUGAUCUCCCAGAAAGCAGCGUUCACGACGGAAGCAACGACAACGAUGGCAGCGUCUGCGGCAGCGACUCCGUCUUCUACAAGCAGAGUGAAGGACACAGUAUGGCCGAGACGCUCACAGUCGCCCUGCGUGUUGCUGAGGAAGCUAUAGAGGAGGCCAUCGCUAAGGCGGAGGAGUUCCGGGACAGUUUGGAGAAGCAGAAUGAGGCUCGAUAUCUGCGGGACCACAAAGAUGAGCUCAUAGAGGAACUCGCGACAACGAUUGUGCAGAAGAUCAUUCAGAGGAGGAAGCGAUCAGAGAUGCAGACAGAGUAUGACUUUGUCUGGCCACAACCUCAAUCUCUAGUCCAGUCCGGUGAGCUGCCAUCUCCUUCUCAACCUCACACUUCAUCACAGGACCCUCUGAAGAACCCCUACCCUCUGUGGCGGUCCCGGUCAGCGUUCUCCCUCACAAGUGACGACUCCCCAGAGAAAGGUCCAGAGGAGGAGGAGGAGGCGGCAGCUGCUGCUGCUGCUGGUGGAGGCGCUCUGCAGGAGUACGCUUCUCUAAAGAGGGAGGGCAAGGCUGCAUCGCUACCCGGCUGGAAAAGCAUGGAUCGCUUGGACAACUCAAGCGCAUCCUCGGUGCUGCAUAGCCCGGACGGAAACUGGAUCGCUCUGCACAGCUCGCAGCUCUCCCGGCCCAGUCUGCUCACCAAGAGGAAGAGCCUGGUGUUCAGCGUCCUGGAGAAGGAGUCCAGGGUGGUCUCUGCGUACGACGAGAUGGGCUCCGACUCGGAGGAGGAAGACGAGGAUGAUGAUGGCGGGUGGGGCGCAGCACUCCAACAGUUUCGCCGCAAAUUGUCCGAUGAGACUUACUACACGGACUCGCAGCACGACCCUGAGUGGACUUACACCCAGCACCCUGCUGUUACCUCGCCGUCCUCUGGCCUGUACACCAACACGGAGACCCUCAACUCGGACUCCGAGGCUUCGUCGGUUCUGUCUGCGUGUCCUCGCAAACCCACUCACAACUUAUUGAGGAGGAAGGGACCGGCGGACUCUCAGCUGCAUCCUCGCCAGCAGCCGUUGUACCAUCCGCCCCUCCAGCAGAGCUUAUCCCAACACUCAGCCCACACAGAGGCGCUGGAUGUGAACUUUAACCCCAAGCAGGUGACGGGAGACAGCAGCGACGCGGACGACAAGCAGUGUGUCCGAAGAUCACGGAGACGCAGGAAAAGUAGAAAGGAGUCGUCAACGGACCAGAACAAACCCGGAGGUCCGAACCAUGCACAGUCCAUCUACCCCUUAGCACAGGAGAACAGUGGUUUUCUACUCAACGCUCUGCUGAAGAGAGGUUUAAGUGAGGAGCAGCCGGUGCCUGACGGUACGCUAGCAGCACCAGCUGCACCAGACGGCCUCAAACUAGAUGCCCUGACAGCAGGAGAGCCAGAGCCCUCAGACAUGGUAGCUCCAAAUUCUCCACCGCCCAACUCUGCUCAGCUUGACUCCAUGUCCCCGGGGCCAGAGAUCGUCUCCAGGAGUCCGGGGCCUGGAUCUGGCUCUGGAGAUUCUCUGGAAGUGGAAAUACGAUCUAAGCUCAGUCGGCUGGUCAGCCGAGGGAACAGCAAAGACGGCGUUUCAUCCGACGAGGAGGACAAGCAGACGGAGAAAGAAAGCGAGAGGCAGAAAGAGAAAUCGAGACCAAGAGAAACGGAGAGGCAAAGGCAGCGUGCAAGUGUCAAGAGAGAGAAAGAAAGUGGAGCGACGGAACAGGUGAACGGGCAGCAGAUGAAACGGGCUCCCGGAUUAGCAAAGAGCGCCUCGGCGCGAGAGGAAACGGGAGCUCAGGAGAGGAGGUUAGAGAAAAGAGCGGAGAGUUUCGUAGAGAGAGUAGCCGAGAAGGAGCAGAAAAGAGGAGAGGUGAACAGAGUAAGUAAGAAACAGCGCAAGAGAGAUGGAGAGAAGGAGGCGGCGCACAAAGGUGGAGCCAGGAGGAGCGGAUCCAGUGCAAGUUCCCCUGCUGUUUCUCCUUCUUCCCAGGAGGGGGGGCUGUCAAACAACCAGGUGGGACAGAAUGACUUGGAACAACAACAGAGGCUUCAGUUGCUCUCUUCCGUCUUGCAGCAGCAAAAGUAUUCAGCAGCCUCACUGUGCAGCAUCACCACAGAAGUGCUGAAGGUCUUGAACGCCACAGAGGAUCUGAUUGGAGAGGCUGGCGGUGAGAGCUACACCCCGUCCGAGUCCAUGAGUGCCUCUCCCAUAUCCAGCAGCUCCGAGACACGCAGGCUGGACCAGAGGCUUACCAAGAUGGAGGAGAAUGUGUACCUCGCUGCUGGAGCUGUGUAUGGCCUGGAGGGGGCGCUAGGAGAACUGGAGCAAUGUGCGCGCAGUAUUAGCAGUGGGACCACAGAUACUGAUCUGGCCUUCCUGGAGGACCAGGUCGCCACUGCGGCAGCUCAGGUCCAGCAGUCUGAACUACAGAUAUCAAACAUCGAGGCCAGAAUUUCAGCUCUGAAAACAGCUGGGUUAAAUGUGACUGUCUGCAAUCGCUUCUCAAAGAUAAAGCCAAAGUCCAAGCCUGAAACACUGGACUCGUCGCGCCAUCAGAGAAGGAAACUCCCAGCACCUCCAUUAAAAGAAAAGUUGGAGUCAGAGCAGCAGGUUAAAGCUCUUCGGCCAUAGAGACAAGCAGCAGCACAAGUCCCUCAGGGCCAUUUUACAGAGCCUCAGGGACAGGGGCCCUUCACAUCCAGUGCCUUGACCCAGCAUCUGCCUCCAGCUCUAGGCCAAGCAAGGGCUGACACCCACCCUGCGUUCUCCACCCUCAGCCAACCUCAACAGCUGCACCUCACAGGAAAACAUUAAAGGCUGUUUCUCUUUUUCACCAUUAACCUUCAGUAUUUCUUUCCUCAAUGCACACAUGUAAAAGCUGACUUAGCAUUUGGUGUAUCUGCCUUAAAAUCUGCAAACAAUCCUCAUGCUACAUACAACUCACAGAAUAUAUAUAAAUAUAUAUUCAUCUGUACAGACAAAGAAGAAUGCAUUACCGUUCUAUAUCUGUUUGCGGUGUUGUUACUAAAUGUAAGAUGAAGCUGUGGAAAGAUUGUGUGAGACUCUCUGUGAUUCAGUAUUAUCAAAAGACCGGACAGUUUUUAUGCUGUCUUGUGUUUUUAGUUCCCAAGUAAACUGGUAAAAAGAAAACAGGUAUUUAUCCACCCUCCAACUCCCAUAAAUUUUUUUCUUUUUUUUUUUUUCAUUUUUCAUUUUACACACUUAUAUAAGAUGGCGGUUACACUUAAACCUUUAGUAUUUCAACAAUUUAAAAUCAGAUCAUUGCACUCACAGUACCUGAAAACAGUGUUUAAGAUAUGCAAAGUAUCUGGGCCAAAACGUGGAAGAACUUUUCCUACCACUGCAACGUGCAGAAGCUAAAACAAAUGGAAAGCACAUUUGUGAUAUUGUUCAAUCUACUGUUGAUGUACAGAUUAGAACGAAAUAUUCAUAUAAUUGCAGUAUAGUUUAGAUGCCAAUGUUCUAAUUUCGGAGGAAGCUAAUUGAUAUCCAGCAUCCAGUUAAGUCAAUGUUCCUUCAAUAGCCAGUUAUGUCGUGCUCCGUUCCUUCUAUAAAUUGUGAACACAGAUCUGGGGUUCAUAUCACACCCCAGGUCGAAUUUUUUCAUGUGUCAAAUUGGAAGACCAGUGGGAUUUGUCGUAUUGUCGUAGGCUAUCUGUACUAAUCUUUAUUUUAUGUGUUCAAACACUAAAGCAAUGUGUUUCCAAACAGAAGUUUACAGUAUGCUGUUGGUUUAAUGAGAGAGAAUCUGACAACAAGCUCAUGAAUAGUUUAUAGCCAAGCAUCUACUUUCACUGUAUUUUAUAUGCAUGGCAGCCAUAUUGGAUAUUGAGCUCAGGGCGAUUUGUUGAUCUUCAAUUCUCCAAAACAAAAUUUUCCCUUCUUAGGGUGUUCUUAUUGUAUUUUUGUUUAAAUUGUAACUCAAAAAAAAUAUCAAAUUUCUUAUUACAGCACUGCAUAGAGGAAGGGGGAACCAGCUAGCUUAAGUUCAAUAUUAUAGUUAAUUGAAGAAAGUGGCUUUUGCUAAAUACAACAAAGUAAAAGUAAGGUGAAAUAAAUAACUUAUUCUACCAUAAUUAAAUUCCAAUGUGUCUUUCUUGAAGAUCAAUUGUAUAUGUAAACACGAUUUAUACUAAACUUGGUGAAGGCCAAGGAAGCUCUAACAGCCAGUUAGCUUUGCUAUGCAUGGGAAAAAGGGGAAGAGCCAACCUAAAGAGAUGAUGCAGAUGAGAUAGAUAAUAUAAGUCCAGUAUGUCUGACUUUAAGAUCACUUUGAGUCUAGAUAUAGUGCAUGCUAAUUAUACUGAAACAAAUGGGCAGUCAGCAACUUAAGCAAAUGAAUUGUCAUCAGUUAGCUUAUCUAUGCACACAGGAAGUGGGAAACAACUAGCCUAAAUCUGAUGUCGAUGAAAUAAAGAUCUUAUUCUACCAUAGUUGGAGCCCAGUAUGUCUUUAAUCAGGGCGAAUUUGGAUCCACAUAGAAAGUGUUAUAAAUACAAUCAUGUCUGUAGGUAUCACAGCUAGUGACUCUCCAUCUGUUGACUUAGCUAAGCAUUAGCACUGAUGAAGUAGGACACAAGCUAGUUCAAUUAGCAAGACUAUUUCUGUUGAUGAAAUAGACUAAAUGCAUAACGCAUGAUAAUCUGCUGACAAAAAGUCAGCAACUAAAGCAAGAAAUUAAUUAAUUUCUUGUUGGGUGGCCAAAAGUUGAAAAAGUGACUAGGCUUGGAAAAAAAAGCAACUGCGAAUGACUUCAGGGUCUCCUUUUAGAAAUGUUAAGCUAAUGUGAAUCUUUGGUUUCUUAUUUUGUAAAAUGGCAACAAUUUACAACUGCCCUAAAAUAUAUUCCUUAAAUUAAAGUUGGAGCACUGAUCGUUUUCAAUGAAUCCCAAACCAAAAAGAAUUUUCUGCGUGAUCUAAAACCAAGAUGAACACGGUACCACUGAAAUAAUAAUAAUAAUAAUAAUAAUAAUAAUAAUAAUAAUAAUAAUAACAACAACCUUAGUUUAACCAGGUUUGUCCCAUUCAGCUCAAAAGAUCUCUCUUAAAAAGACAGACAGUUGAAAAAUUGAGGUCUGACGUUCAGUGAAAAAAAUAAAGUUCUCUGUAGAAUUUAUUUUUACAUUCUUUGUUUUCAACUUUGUGGCCUUUCUUUUUAAAUAAAACAUUUGUUUUUGUUGUAUUCUUUUCCGGGUCAUAGCUGAACAUUUGUGUUGUAAUCAUAAAAAUCUUGUUGAGAUUUUUACACAACAUCUAAUGGGCUAUAUUAUAAAUGUCAUGAAAACACGAUUUUGUUACAAACAGUUUAUUUUUGUACUUGCAGAACAUUUUUAUGCAAUAUCGCAGAAACAAGGACUAUUACAAAUUAAAGGCUUUUAUCCUGUCCUCUAAGAACCCCUAAUUAACUCUACCAGACUCGUGGUGAUUCAAACUGCUUUCAGUGUAAGCCUUCAUUUAUCAGCAGUGGUGACAUGAGUGUUACAAAAACAGGUUGCUACAAAAGGCAUGUUUAUAGUGGCCAGUGUGAUUCACACUGGACUUGUAUACUCCUUAGACACUAGAUUUGAGAAGACUGCCUUUCAUUCUGGGUAACUUUUCUUUACUCGGUGACGACUUACAUAAAUCAGAAUCUGAUUUAGCCAUGCACUUGGUUGUUGUUUUUUUUUGCUUUGGCGAAAUAUAAAAACAGGGUUGGAUGUCCUGAUGGACUACAUAAAAGAUGCGAUGAUGCUCUGUGUGAAUGCUCUUCCCUCUUCUAUUAGUGACCUUUUCAUCGCAGCCUUUCACAUCUUUCAGUUUGCACACACUGAUUCUGUACUUUUGUCGGUCUUGUUCUCCAAAAAGGUGUUGUAGUAUAAAAAGCAUGUUUCUGGUUUUAUGGGAUCGGUGUAAAGUUUUUCAUGAAAAGCACAUCUGCAAGGGUCCAAUCAUCGGUGUCCUGUAUUUUUCUAAUGUAAAGAACAAUAAUAUGUCAUCAAAAAUGUUUGUUAAUGUAUGUAUAUGUGUUAAGAAGAGAUGGAUAUUAUAUAGUGCAACAUGUUUAUUGCCCGGUCGGUUCUUUCAGUGUUGUGUGCAAGAGACUGUAAAAAUUGCUAUAACUUGUGAGGCUGGAUUCAUGCAGGAAGUUAAAAUUAUAGCUGUGAGACGCCAGCAAUCUCAUCUUGUACUGGGAUUCUUGAAAAUGAAAGUGAACGGCGUGGAAACAGACACUGCUUUUGUUCCUGUUUCAAUCCAGUCUGAGCAACACUGUGCACAGCUCCAAAGGCGGGCCAUUCACUUUUUUUUUUAAUGUGUAAUCGUUUGUUGCAAUCCAUAUGAGAUUUUGGGGAAAAUAUUAAAAUGCAAAAAAUACAGAUUCUCUAUGUGCCACAAUACUCAGAAAUAAAAUGUAUUAUGAAAUAAAAUUUGCAAACUUGAAGGAAA
Molecule: messenger RNA, 7179 nt
Organism: Poecilia reticulata (guppy)
Lineage: Eukaryota; Metazoa; Chordata; Actinopteri; Cyprinodontiformes; Poeciliidae
Gene: myripb
Product: myosin VIIA and Rab interacting protein b
Biological process (GO): intracellular protein transport
Cellular component (GO): cortical actin cytoskeleton
Molecular function (GO): small GTPase binding; myosin binding; actin binding
Source: RefSeq, a predicted model, not a curated record